Limulus polyphemus (Atlantic horseshoe crab) is the source of this 5641-nucleotide messenger RNA. RefSeq names its product bone morphogenetic protein 2-like. Gene Ontology annotation, molecular function: growth factor activity; cytokine activity. The record is from RefSeq and is a predicted model, not a curated record. Bases 1188 to 2372 code for a protein of 394 amino acids. Gene Ontology annotation, biological process: SMAD protein signal transduction; BMP signaling pathway. The transcript has 3 exons. Lineage: Eukaryota; Metazoa; Arthropoda; Merostomata; Xiphosura; Limulidae. Gene Ontology annotation, cellular component: extracellular region.
GACAUUUACAAGAGGAAAGUUUAAAGGCUCUGGUAAACGAACACAUUCUGAAUGAUGUAAAAGUUGUACAGAAGUUAGGAGGUUCAAAAACAAGUACACGGAAAACCAGAGUAUGGAUAGUUAUUAUGUAUUUCUAGUUAACUAACCAAUCAUGCGCACUACGAUAUUUCUCAACAACGUAGGUGCAUGCGCAGUACGUCAAGAAAGGGAUUGGCCAGAAUCAACUGGAAAGUAGCUUGCCUGUUCUAGAGAAAAGACGGUGAUAUACAAUACUUCAAUCCACGCGUCUGACACACUCCAAAGUUCGCAUAUUCCGAGAACAGUUCGACGCUGGUUUUCCUGCUGUUACUAUUAGUUAAUGCUGGUUCGUUGUUGAAACGGUCUUUUGAGUGGCAACGUCCAGGCAAGAAACUAGUGGUGAUCGACAUCCCGCUGAUCUGUCGCCUGUAAACGAGGACACUCACAUUCCGUAAGUUCGGUUUGCCCAGUGUUCGUGAUCUCGCAGAGACACCUCACGGGACAUACUUGUCAUAUUCAUAAAAUAAAGUUUGGGGAAUUAUUAUAGACCAGAAACGACUUUCCACUGACAUGUCAUAAUGGAUACAUCCUCAAAAUAUCUCAAAUUCUGAGAACAAGCUACAAUUUGCUGAAAUCCAAGUGGAAUCGCGUACGCGAGUUUGCUGAAUAAUCGUUUGCUCGCGACCCUCAAGCAAGCUACAAGCUUGUGUACUAAAAUACCUGGCUGAAGAAGAUGUCUGCUAGCCUCAAGUAACCGUGGAAUUCUCUGUUUCGCCUGACCAGGUGUGAAGGGGAGGUAUCCGAAGAAGAAAAAAAAAGGUAAUUUCAACGCUCUAACGUCGAGUUGCUAGCGCACCUGCGUUUCGGAGUGGCCGUACGCACGUCUUAAGUUUAGAGAAGCAAGUGUUCUCUGGUUGAUGUGCGCGUCACAAGUGCUUGGACGGUUCUGAUGUUUAGGUUGCUGGUUACAGUGAUUUAUGAAGUUGAAAAACGUCUGUGUACCUCACUUAUGUGCCGGUGACAGAAGCUUUUGUGUGAUAUUAACUGUUAGUCGAAGUUCACUUGGAUAGUACGCUUACCCCUCAUGAGGCCACUAAAGGGCCAAGCUCAAUUGUCGUACCACUGACCGAAGCGCCGGACCUGGAAGGACGUUGAUCACGACCUUGACCAUGCUCCGGCAUUGCGGGGCUUUGCAGGUGUUAUUCAUCUCCUUGGUCCUGGCCGAGCUGUGCAAGGGGAUGAUCACCGUUGGGGAUCGAACACCACUCGAUUCCGGCUCUGCGGUUGACAAGCAGCGUUUGGUGGAGGCCUUCGAAUCCCGUUUGCUCAACAUGCUAGGAUUAAAAUCAAAACCGAAACCCAGAACGAACGUUAAGGUUCCAAACUACAUGUUAGAUCUUUAUAAACAACAAGCAGAAGAUAUGGAUGAUGAAGACGGUUACUUAGAAGACAAACUAAAAACGACCAAAAGACGUAGUCCAUAUACGACAAUACGUAGCCACGUUCACCAAGAGUCCGAAAAAGAGAAUAUGUACGAUCCGAAGCUCAUCAAUCUGAGGUUCAACAUCGUAUCAAUACCAGUUACGGAGCAACUAAAGGAAGCAGAACUCCGUGUGUAUAGACGCAGUCUCGAUGUGCAAACACAACAUUGUAAGAACUGCCACAAGCAGAUAAUUCGAGUGUUUGACAUUGUUCGUCCCGCCACCCCUCGCAAAGAAGCCAUUUUGAGGCUUAUUGACACAAGGACUUUGGAUGUGCGACAUUCUGGGUGGGAAGAAUUCGAUGUGCUUCCUGCCGUGGAGAGGUGGCGGGGAAACCCCACAAAAAACUACGGGUUGUAUCUCGAAGUGAUUGCUUUGAAUGGUAGUGACAGUAGUCAUGAACACGUGCGUUUAAAGCGCUCACCUCACGAGCGUAUGGACAGUGAACAGUGGACAGAAGAGCAACCGUUCCUUGUCACCUACUCAGAAGACGAGGAAGCCACACGAUCCGCGCGCGUUCGGCGAGGUAGUCGCAAACACAGAAGGAAAGGCCACAAAAUUAACUGCCACCGAAAGCCCAUGUAUGUGGACUUUUCUGACGUAGGGUGGAACUCAUGGAUUCUUGCCCCUGUUGGCUACGAAGCUUACUACUGCGAGGGAGAAUGCCCCUAUCCCUUGGCAGACCACUUGAACACAACAAAUCACGCAAUUAUCCAAAAUCUUGUGAAUUCUGUUAAGAAAGAAAUGGUACCACCAGCUUGCUGUGUGCCCACAGAGCUGUCUUCCAUAUCUCUCCUGUAUAAGGAUGAAUACGAUCAAGUUGUAUUGAAAAACUACAAGGAAAUGGUAGUGCAGGGAUGCGGGUGUCGUUGACUUUGCUGUGUUACAUGGGCUAAAAUAUCACUUUGAGUUUUGCAAUAAAAGUAUGCAAAUUAAUCGGUCAACGUUACGAGACCGUUCGCUCUAAUGGGCUAUAUAUAAGACAGUCCAUUUUGAUGCCUAUUUAUAUCUUAUCAGGCUCGCACAGCUGUUAUUUGCUUGCCAUGAAAAAUACUUACUGAUUGCCAUGAACAAUGGAAAAAAAAACAUCACCUGCACCCAAAGGAUUACUCAAGUGCGCAGUUGAGUUGACCAGCGAUUAUGGCUAGUUUCUGUGACAAUAAAGAAGCCCUAAAGUGUGCACCCUGAAACCGAGCACCUUCCACGGGCAGAAUAAUCACUGUUGUUCUAAGAAAUGAUGUUUGGUUGUUUUGAUUGUUCAACAAAUAAGGAUUAAGUUGUAGCCAAAGUUUUCACUUUAAAUGAACAAGAUGUUUCAUUGUAACAAGUACACGGAGUGACAUGACCACUGUUUCAUUUUAUGUCAGUGGGAGUGAUUAUAAUUUCAGCUUGAAUAAUGUGUAAUUAUUUUUGUACAAAAGAAGGUAACAGAUGCGAAGCUAGAAUUAUACAAAAAAUCGUUUCAUAACUUUUCUGCUAAUCGAAUUUACUGAAUAGAUCAUUUAUAAACGCUAAAAUAAGAAACAUGUAUUGUUUGUAAGAAUAUGUCCACUAGUAAUGGUAUCUUAGAUUUUCGUAAAUUCACUGAAAUUUCAAUGUAUUAAUAUCUAUAGUAUUUUUUUAUUUUGUUUAGAUAAACAAACAAAACUUACCUGAUAGUUUCCACAUCCAUAUAGUACACACACACACACACACACACACACACACAUAUAUAUAUACAUAGAGAGAGAGAGAUAAUUCUUAACAAUAUUAGAUGCGGAAAGCUUUUCUAUUUUUUUUAUUCUACUACCUGUUACGCAACAUUAAUGUUCACAUUCCAAACACAAUAUCAAAUUUAAAUUCGCACAUCUAAUUAAAACUCGCCCAUGUUCACACAGUCGUAGAUUAGCCUUCAAAUUUGACUCUCUAUUUUCACCAGCACACAAUUCAAAGGUCGUUGUUGAUACAACACAACUUUUAUUACUAUGUGUUCUUAACUUAAAGUGGCAGUAGGUUCAGUUCAACCAAUGAAAAGACGCAAUAAGUAUAUGUUUUUAUAUAAGUAUGUUAUUUUUUACUUAUAGUUUCUGCGGUGGCAUUAUUUAACAUUCGGUAUUAACAAAAUAUGUAUAUACCUAAUGUAUUAGACAGAUCAGUAAAUCAGUCAUACACUAUAGAAGAUGGCAGAAUCCUAGAGGCUUACCAAAAGUAAAAACCCCUUCUUUUGGCUAACGUUUCAGGACCAAUUCAAACACCCAACAGAAAAUACGAACAAAACAACACUACAUAAUCAAUGCCAUAAAGAUAACACCAACGGAGAUUAUUGGAUCAACUUUUGUAUCUGUCUGUUAUAAUGACUUUCUGAUGACUAUUCAUUAUAAUAGUCAAUUAUAUAUAUUUUUUAUUAUGUAAUAAGCACAGUUCGGCAGAGUUUUUAGCAACGAAGAAAUUCAUAGACCUGAUAAAUAUUGUAUGCUAAUUUUUCAGAAAUGUAGUUAGUUGAUUCAUGACUUUUAAAAGUACAAUUAACUUCUCUUUUUUUAUAAAAUAUUUAUGUAAUAUUAAAUGUACAAACGUGAAAUGGAAAGCUCGUAAGAAUCGUAUUGAAAGUUUCCUCGUUCCUUAAUAAAAUAAAAAACUUGCACUUGAGAAUCAAAUUAGGUAUUUUAAGAUUUUUAUCAAAAAAAAAAUAUGAUAUUUUUUUUAACUGUAUAACUUAAGUAUUGUAUGAUCCUUUAAGAAUAGAUCUGCUAAAACAUACAAACAUUUUUGUUUAAGGGCAUUAGUCAAUUAUGAUAUACAGAUAAAAUAUUUUCAGCAGUUUUUAUUUACCGCCAGAUGCCUUACAGUCGUAAAUCUGAAGUGAUAUGUUCAGUUUACAAGAAGAGGAGCAGCAACACAGAGAUUUGAAAUUGAAAAAAAAAGAACCUAGUAUUAGAAUGUUUUCUUCAAGUUUCUCUUCACAUGUUUAAAUUAUUGAUUUUAAUGUAUAGUUUUUUGUUUACGUUUGUUUUAUCUAAACAUGAUUAUACCAAGGUUUUGUAAUUUUGUUAGAAUGUAUAAAGAUAGUUAAAUAAAUUAUACUAAAGGCUAAAAUAUUUGUUGAAAUACACUAAAUUUCAAUAGCAUUUUAGUAAAUCAAUAACAAAAGCAGGUGUGUGUUUGCAACAGUUUUAAUAAGAUUCCAAACUUUCUAUACUUUCCCUUAAAGUUUUCAACUGCUACCAUGGUUUUGUCAUAACUGUUUAGUUUACCAGCUGUCGCUAUGGUUAUUUAACUGUGUAGCUUCAUGUUUUUCAGUGAUUUUUUUUACGGUUUUUUAGAACAACGUGUAUAUAUUUUUUAAUAUGAUUUGUAAUAUCUUAGAAAAAGUUCAAAAGCAAAUUUUACAAACUGUUAGUCAUAAUCUUUUAUAAUUCCUACUUUUUGCAAGAGUUAUAGGAUCUCUUGUUUUCUUUUUCGGGUGGCUUCUCGUUCAUUAUCAAUGUAUAACCAUAUUAACAAAAGAAAAAAAAGCCCCAAAAAAAAGUCAUGCUGCAUGAUGUUUAUAACCAAUAUUUCAAAAAUAUGUCACAGGUUACUUUGCUAUAGUUUGAUUAAUACUGUAGCCCCAUUAUGGUGAGUAGCUAACUACUAGAGUGAGAGACUCAAGCGUGAUAUACAUAAGAACUUAUAUGAAUCAAUGUUCCAUAACCUUUGCAAUUUUUUCAUGCAGUUAAUUAACGUGGUAUUCUUUUUAUCUUUAUAUGAUUAAUAAUUAUAUUUAAUAUUUUAUGAACAAAUCAUACAUGGUGUGUGGUUGAGCACGACCUGCUUAAAUUUUUUCAAGAGUAGGCGUUACAUAUUUAUUAAACUCCUUUAGUUUCAUUGUUAUCAUGAAAGCACAAGUUUAUACGAGUUUUAACGCUUGAAAGUUUUAUUUAUUGCUUAACCUGUGAAUGCUUUGUAAAUGGGUGUUUAAAUAUCGUGGCAUAUGUAAUUACAGAGAAAAAUAUUUAAGUCCUACUUGUAUAUAGGAAAUAUGCUUUGUACAUAAAACGCUCUGCUCAGUACCCGUCCAUGUUGUAAUGUACUCAGAACAUCAAUCCCAGAAAUUUUAGAAACUGUUUUAGUUAUGAAAAUGGAAAAUCAAUAAAGCAUGUCUUUAGGACUAGUCACUGGAC